Sporisorium graminicola is the source of this 759-nucleotide messenger RNA. RefSeq lists its product as uncharacterized. The record is from RefSeq and is a predicted model, not a curated record. Gene Ontology annotation, molecular function: RNA binding; structural constituent of ribosome. Gene Ontology annotation, cellular component: cytosolic small ribosomal subunit; nucleus. The transcript has 2 exons. NCBI's taxonomy places the organism in Eukaryota, Fungi, Basidiomycota, Ustilaginomycetes, Ustilaginales, Ustilaginaceae. Gene Ontology annotation, biological process: translation. Bases 1 to 759 code for a protein of 252 amino acids.
AUGGCUUCCGCUAACAUUUCCAAGAAGAGAAAGUUUGUCGCUGACGGUGUUUUCGCCGCCGAGCUCAACGAGUUCUUCACUCGUGAGCUCUCCGAGGAGGGAUACUCUGGCUGUGAGGUCCGUGUCACGCACGCCCGCACCGAGAUCAUCAUCCGAGCCACCCACACCCAGGAAGUGCUCGGUGACAAGGGUCGUCGCAUCCGUGAGCUCACCGCUCUCGUCCAGAAGCGAUUCAAGUUCCCCGACAACUCGCUCGAGCUCUACGCCGAGAAGGUGCAGAACCGUGGUCUCCACGCUGUUGCCCAGUGCGAGUCGCUCCGCUACAAGCUGCUCGGUGGUCUCGCUGUCCGCCGUGCCGCCUACGGUGUCCUCCGCUUCGUGAUGGAGUCGGGUGCCAAGGGUUGCGAGGUCGUCAUCUCGGGUAAGCUGCGUGCUGCCCGUGCCAAGUCGAUGAAGUUCACCGACGGAUUCAUGAUCCACUCCGGUCAGCCUGUCAAGGACUUUGUGGACGAGGCUGUUCGUCACGUUCUCAUGAAGCAGGGUGUUCUCGGUAUCAAGGUCAAGAUCAUGCAGGGCUGGGACCCCGAAGGACGCGCUGGCAAGCCCUUCCCCCUCCCCGACGCUGUCACCAUCCUCGAGCCCAAGGAGGAGGCUCCCAUCCUCGCCCCUGUCUCCGAGUCGCGACAGGCCCCCGCCGAGGUUGCCGCCCCCGCUCAGGCUGCUCCCUCUGCCGAGGUCCAGCCCGAGGCUGCCUACUAA